AUGAUGUUCAACGUGUUCAACCCGGAAUGCGACUCCUCCUCCCGGUGUAGCACAGCGUCUCCGGCCGCUGACAGCUCCAGCAAUUUGGGCUACUACCAAGCGUCUCCAGCCGGUUCUUAUUCCAGUUUGGGCUCACCACAAUCUCAGGAUUUCACCGAUUUGACCGUUUCAAGUGCCUCUUUCGUCCCCACGGUGACGGCCAUCUCAACCAGCCCCGACCUGCAGUGGAUGGUCCAACCGCUGGUCUCCUCGGUGGCCCCCUCGCACCGGGCGCACCCCUACGUCUCCAGGCCCAGCCCGGCGUACCCCAGGGCGACCCCGAAAGUCUCGGCGUCCCGCCCUCACAGCAACAGGAGAGGCAGAACCGAACAGAUUUCACCCGAAGAGGAAGCAAAGAGGAAAAUUCGCAGGGAGAGGAACAAGCAAGCGGCCGCUAAAUGUCGCAACAGGAGGCGCGAGCUGACCGACACGCUCCAAGCUGAAACCGAUCAGCUGGAGGACGAAAAAUCCAAACUUCAGAACGAUAUCGCCAACCUUCUCAAGGAGAAGGAACGCCUGGAGUUCAUCCUGGCGGCCCACCGACCCGCCUGCAAAGUCCCCUGCGAGCAGGACGCGGAAUUCCCGCCGCUGUCCGUCUCCCCGUCCCGUCCCGUAGUCUCCUCCGACUCCAUCUUCUCCACCGGCACCGUCAAACUGAGCGACCUGGACUCGUCGGUUCUAGACGAGUCUUUGGACCUCUUGGCCAAAACGGAGAUGGAGCGCUCGGUGCCAGAAGCGGACUUAUCAGCCUCGCUUUGCAGCGCUCAGGACUGGGAGCAGCUGCACCCGUCUGUGACCAGCGGCGACUUCGAACCGCCGCUGUGCACCCCGGUGGUGACCUGCACGCCCGCCGCAACCUUCACGUCCUCGUUCGUCUUCACCUUCCCCGAAGCCGAAACUUUCCCCGGAUGUGCCGCCGCGCACCGGCGGGGAAGCAGCGGAAACGAGCAGUCAUCCGAUUCGCUCAAUUCGCCAACGCUGCUGGCCCUUUAA
Molecule: messenger RNA, 1032 nt
Organism: Nerophis lumbriciformis (worm pipefish)
Lineage: Eukaryota; Metazoa; Chordata; Actinopteri; Syngnathiformes; Syngnathidae
Source: RefSeq, a predicted model, not a curated record